UUUCGUUCUGUUUAAUUCAAACAAUAAUAAUAGUAAAAAUAGAUGGGUUUGUUUUUGUUUCCACCGCCCAAAGUUGCAACCUUUAAUCUGCUGCUUGUGCUGACUGUGAGUCCCGUGAGCUUCACGUUUGUCAAUGGAGGAAUACCGACAACCCUCGAAGGACCCUUUAAGCCUGUCACUGUUCCUCUCGACGACAGCUUUCGAGGCAAUGCCGUUGACUUGCCGGACACUGAUCCUCGAGUUCGAAGAAUCGUCAAAGGUUUCGAGCCCGAACAAAUCUCUGUCUCUCUCUCUACAACCCAUGACUCUGUCUGGAUAUCUUGGAUUACAGGGGAAUUUCAAAUUGGAGACAAUAUAAAACCGCUGGACCCGAAUAAUGUUUCAAGUAUUGUUACAUAUGGAAGGUACGGAUUCCCUAUGGAUAACCAAUCAACGGGGUAUUCCCUUAUUUACAAUCAGCUGUAUCCGUUUGAAGGCCUCCAAAACUACACUUCCGGAAUUAUACACCAUGUUCGUCUCACAGGAUUGAGACCCAACACUUUGUAUCAGUAUCAAUGUGGAGAUCCUAGCAUUGCAGAUAUGAGCAAAGUAUCUUAUUUCAAGACUAUGCCAGCCUCCGGUCCCAAGAGUUACCCCAGAAAAAUAGCUGUGGUUGGGGACCUUGGCCUUACAUACAAUACUACAUCAACGGUCGAUCACUUGUUGGCUAACGGACCUGAUCUUAUGUUAUUGGUUGGGGACGUUACUUAUGCUAACUUGUACCUCACAAAUGGCACUGGGUCUGAUUGCUACUCUUGCUCAUUCUCGCAAACUCCUAUUCACGAAACUUAUCAGCCUCGUUGGGAUUACUGGGGAAGGUUUAUGCAGCCGCUAGUGUCUAAAGUUCCAAUGAUGGUGGUAGAAGGGAACCAUGAGAUCGAAGAACAGGCUGGGAAUCGAACAUUUGCUUCUUAUAGUUCGCGAUUUGCAUUCCCCUCCAACGAGAGUGGAUCAUCAUCUACAUUGUUUUAUUCAUUCAACGCAGGCGGGAUACACUUUAUAAUGCUCGGUGCUUACACAGCCUAUCACAAAUCAGACGAUCAAUACAAGUGGUUGGAGAAAGACUUGGCUAAAGUUGACAGAAAUGUGACUCCUUGGUUGGUAGCAGCAUGGCACCCGCCAUGGUACAGCACCUACACGGCACAUUACAGAGAAGAGGAAUGUAUGAAAGUUGAGAUGGAAGACAUACUGUAUAAGUAUGGUGUUGACAUCGUCUUCAACGGCCAUGUUCACGCCUACGAGAGGUCAAAUCGAGUGUAUAACUACACAUUGGAUCCCUGCGGCCCUGUUUACAUCACAGUUGGUGAUGGUGGUAACCGGGAGAAGAUGGCAAUUGCGCAUACUGAUGAACCUGGAAACUGCCCAGAACCAUCUACAACUCCGGAUAAGUUUAUGGGCGGCUUCUGCGCAUUUAAUUUCACAGAAGGGCCAGCAGCAGGAAAGUUCUGUUGGGACAAGCAGCCUGAAUACAGUGCGUAUCGAGAGAGUAGCUUUGGCCAUGGGAUUCUAGAGGUGAAAAACGAGACUUAUGCUCUAUGGACUUGGCACCGGAAUCAGGACAUGUACAGCAACUCUGCAGACCUAAUUUACAUUGUAAGGCAGCCCGAUAGGUGUCCGGUUACAGACAACGGUGCAUAAACAAUGGCGAGCGGGAAACCGAAGGACGUUAUUGAAUAAUAUCAUAACAACGGAUUGGUUCAUCCCUACAUUUUUGUAAUACUUCUGCAGAUUUCUAGUUGUGAGCCCGUGUCUUCAACUUGUGGACGACAGGGUUAAAUUAUCUUUCACAUAAUCUAAUACAAUUUCUUCCAAUAAAAUUUAAUUUCUUCUGUAA
Messenger RNA from Malus domestica (apple), 1873 nucleotides. Its product is annotated as purple acid phosphatase 15-like. The record is from RefSeq and is a predicted model, not a curated record. Gene Ontology annotation, molecular function: acid phosphatase activity; metal ion binding. NCBI's taxonomy places the organism in Eukaryota, Viridiplantae, Streptophyta, Magnoliopsida, Rosales, Rosaceae.